GGCCAAAACUCCUGCAAGGUUGAGUAUCCAAAGACUCCCGUGUCUUCGGACUGCUCGAGAGGCUCUGAAGCUCAAUCUGUAACGGCUAGAAUUCGAAUUGAAUAAUUUCUUUUUAUAAAUAUGGACCAGAAAAUGAAAGUGGAAGAAUAUGCUAUCAACAUGCCUCAUGGAGGACGACAGGCAAAUGAGGGAAUUGCAAGGAGUGAGACAUUUCGACGUCAUACUCAAAGGUCUUCUUCUGGAAAUGCUAUCCAUCAACAAAGAUCCCCUUCUACAAAAGUGGAUUCCCCCGGCACCUCUAGUACUCUUCGUUCUACAGCAUCGUCUAAUGCAAUCCAUCAGGAAGGAUCAUCUUCCGUUCCAUCGUUUCCUGGUCAGCCAUCGUAUUCUGAUGAUGCCGGAGAUAGUGGUAGUCACUCGAUUAUGAUCGGUAACUUGGACCCAACAAAUGGGAGAGAAAGAACAUCAGAUGACUACCGUGAUCUGUGUGUUCCCCUCCUUCAAGCUGCCAUAAAAGGUAAUUGGAGGGCUGCUCAGGCUUUUCUUGAGAAACACCACUUUUAUGAAGAAAUUGGUCGAGCUCGCAUAACGAAAGAGGAAGCGACAGCACUUCACAUUUCGGCGGCUGCAGAACACACCACUUUUGUAAAGAAGUUGUUGAAAUUGAUGAGUCCGGAUGACUUGGUAUUGAAAACCGAUUACGGAUUUACGGCCCUUCACUCUGUUGCUCAAGUAGGAAACGUCAGAAUUGCUAAGCAGCUGGUGGAAAUGAAUAGGGGACCGCUAUUGAUCUGUGAUGCCAAUGAAGACACACCACUCAUUGUUGCAGCUUAUCAAGGACAUACGGACAUGGUCUCGUAUCUAUUCACUCAGACUGAUCUUGAACAGUUGACUGAUCUAAAACGCAUUGAGCUCCUUGAGUAUACUAUUUACAAUGAUAUGUAUGAUACAGCAUUGAAAAUUCUGGAAAAGUGUCCAAACAUAGCAACUGCGGGCACUGAAUGCUGGCGGGUAGCGUUGGAAAUGUUGGCGAGGAAACCUUUUGCAAUUGGCAGCGAAAGUCAGCUAUCGUUCUGGAAAAGUCUCGUAAACUCAUGGUUCAAAGGAAUCUGUAACAAAGCUUUGAUGAAGACAUUAGCCCAUCAAUUAGUUGACAAACUUUGGAAAAAUGUUGGAAUUCCGGACAAUUCGUUCUCAUCAAACUUGGUUCACAAUAAAAUAGCUUUAAUGAUUGAAGCUGCAAAAGUUGGAAAUGCUGAUUUUCUAAUUAUACUAGCACGUUCUUGUCCUGAUCUUAUAUGGCAACAAGACGAAAAUCAAAUGAGUAUAUUUCACAUUGCUAUUUUAUAUCGGCACGAGAGUGUGUUCAAUCUAAUACAUGAGAUAGGUUCUGGGAAGGAUAGCCUUGCAUCUUAUAUUACUUUAGAAACCGGAGAGAACAUGUUGCAUUUAGCUGCAAAAUUGUCUCCUUCAAAUCAACUAAAUAUUAAUGUAUCAGGAGCAGCCCUUCAAAUGCAACGGGAAUUGUUGUGGUUUAAGGAGAUAGAAAAGAUUGUGCCAUGGCAUUAUGUGAACAAGAGGAAUUCAAAUAGCCAAACACCUAAGGAGAUAUUUAUAAAGGCACAUAAAGAUUUGCAGUUAGAUGGUGAAAAGUGGAUGAAGGAUACAGCAAACUAUUGUAUGCUCGUGGCAACAUUGAUUGCCACUGUGAUUUUUGCUGCAAUCUUCACUGUACCAGGUGGCAGCAACCAAGAAACAGGCACUCCUAUUUUUUUGAGAAGAAACUGGUUUAUGGUAUUCUUCAUAUCAGAUGCAAUAGCAUUGUGUUCCUCUUCAACUUCGAUAGUAAUUUUUUUGUCAAUUCUCACGUCACGUUACACAGAAGAGGAUUUCUUCAAGUCAUUGCCUUCAAAGUUGGUGUUUGGACUUGUAACACUCUUCAUCUCUAUGGCGGGUAUGAUGGUAGCCUUCAGCGCAACUUGCUUUUUGGUGUAUAGUAGCGUAAAGGCAUGGGUUCCUUUUGUCGUCAUCACUUUGGUUGGUAUCCCAGUUGUUUUGUUUGUUUGGCUACAUCAUGAACUUUGGGUUGAUACAUUUCUCUCAACAUACAAGUCUAGAUUUCUUUUUCGACCUUCUAAACGUAGACUUUUCUAGUGGAGGAUGCCGAUUGGGGGAUUCAUAAGUAGAAUAUGACAUGCAAGUCAAACGAAAAGCAAGGAAAGCUGUUUGGAGGUACGAAGGGAUCGAUGUUGAACAGGGAAGCUAGGCCAAGGAAAGAAUUGAGCAAAUAAAGACUUUGUAUAUUGAUGUUCUUCUAAUUAGUUCAACCAAGACUAAUUGUGGUUUAUACAUAUUUGCAUUGUCUUUGCACUGUGAAUCAUGAUCGACCAUUUUUGUAA
This is a messenger RNA of Alnus glutinosa, 2399 nucleotides long. RefSeq names its product ankyrin repeat-containing protein NPR4-like. The transcript is spliced from 6 exons. Lineage: Eukaryota; Viridiplantae; Streptophyta; Magnoliopsida; Fagales; Betulaceae. The coding region runs from base 121 to 2154 and encodes 677 amino acids. The record is from RefSeq and is a predicted model, not a curated record. Gene Ontology annotation, molecular function: protein binding.